CAGUCUCAUGCAGAAGUUCUGGAUAAGUAGUACCUACAAGUUGCGUGACCACACAGCAAAACUAAGAGCUGCCAAUGUGCCAAACAGAGUGCAUUCAAGCUUGCCACUGCAAACCACACCGCAUGAUCAAUGGAGAAGAAGGGAACAGACAUGCCUAACGAGAAUAUUAUGCUGUUGAGCCUGCUCGUUGGCCUUAGUAUUGCUGGAUUCAGUACUGGAGAAGACCAGUUCGUCUACACCGGCUUCACUAGCAGCAACCUCACCCUCGAUGGUGGAGCAACAGUCACGCCGAGUGGCCUCCUUGAGCUAACCAAUGGCACCGUUCGGCAGAAAGGCCAUGGAUUCCACCCCAGUUCACUGCCCUUCUAUGAGUCUAGUGGUGUAGUGCAGUCUUUCUCUGUAUCCUUUGUGUUCGCCAUCCUCUCUACCUAUCCUGAGAGUGGCCAUGGCCUCGCCUUCUUCAUUGCGCCAAACAAGAAUUUAUCAGGUUCGUUCCCAACCCAGUACUUGGGCCUCUUCAAUGAUCAGACCAAUGGUGACCCAAACAGCCACAUAUUUGCAAUUGAACUCGACACUGUCCAAAAUUAUGACCUACAAGACAUCAACAACAACCAUAUUGGCAUUAAUAUCAAUAGUCUUCGCUCCAUUCAAUCCUAUGAUGCAGGCUACUAUGAUGAUAAAAGUGGUUUGUUCAAAAAUUUGGCACUCAAUAGCCAUGAGGUGAUGCAAGUGUGGGUGAACUACAACAGAGAAACCACACAGAUCAAUGUGACCAUAGCUCCCCUAAAUGUUGCAAAACCAGUGAGGCCACUGUUGUCUACUACCUACAAUCUCUCAACAGUUAUCACUAAUCCAGCGUAUAUUGGUUUCUCAUCCUCAACAGGCUCUGUUAGUGGACAGCACUAUCUGCUUGGUUGGAGUUUUGGCAUCAACAAUCCUGCUCCACCAAUCGACAUUACCAAGCUUCCAGAGAUUCCUCAUCUUGGUCAAAAGGCUCAGUCGAAAGCAUUAAAGAUAACUCUCCCAAUAACAAUUCUGGUUCUCCUACUUGCUGCAAGCAUUACUAUUUUUUUAUUCAUGCGGAGGAAUCUAAGAUAUGCUGAACUACGUGAAGAUUGGGAGGAUGAGUAUGGGCCUCACAGGUUCUCAUACAAGGAUUUAUUUGAUGCCACAGGAGGAUUUAGAGAUGAUAACUUGUUAGGUACAGGAGGGUUUGGAAUGGUAUAUAAGGGGAUUCUCCCUGUAUCCAGACUGAAUGUUGCUGUGAAGAGGGUGUCACAUGACUCAAAACAAGGCAUAAAGGAGUUUAUAGCAGAAAUUGUUAGCAUUGGCCAUCUUCAACAUCGUAACCUUGUGCCAUUAUUGGGAUACUGCCGGCGUAGAGGCGAGCUUCUCUUAGUGUAUGAUUACAUGCACAAUGGAAGCCUUGACAAGUACUUGUAUAGUAAAGAGGGCAAGCCUACUUUAGAUUGGAUUCAAAGGUUCCGAAUAAUCAAAGGAGUAGCAUCUGGUUUACUGUACCUUCAUGAGGAGUGUGAAAAAGUCAUCAUACAUCGCGACAUUAAAGCAAGCAAUGUGCUCAUCGACAAUGAGAUCAAUGGGCGGAUAGGUGAUUUUGGUCUUGCAAAAUUGUAUGAUCAUGGCACUGACCCAGAAGCAACACAUGUAGUUGGCACCAUAGGAUACCUAGCUCCAGAGCUAGCACGCACUAGCAGGGCAAAUCCUUUAACAGAUGUAUUUGCUUUUGGUAUAUUCAUUCUUGAGGUCACAUGUGGGCAAAGGCCUAUCAAGCAAAAUACUGAAGGCAUACAGGUAAUGUUAGUUGACUGGGUUUUGGAACAUUGGCAUAAAGGGUCACUUACUGAUGCGGUGGACAUCAAAAUUCAAGGUGAAUAUGAUAUUGAUGAGGCAUGUCUAGCACUGAAGCUAGGAUUGUUAUGCUCCCACCCAUUCACUAGAGCAAGGCCAAAUAUGAGGCAAGUCAUGCAGUACCUUAACAAAGAAAUGCCAAUACCAGAGUUAACACCAAACAUAAAUUUCUCCAUGCUAGCCUUGAUGCAGAAUGAUGAGCUCAUAAUGCACUGUCCAUCGGAAAUUGGCUUUGGCACAAUAUCUACAAUCUCAGGAGGUAGAUGACUAGAUGACAUGAGGCUUGACAGUGCACAUGGCCUUCAAUGUUUGCAUGCAUACAUAGCCAAUGUUGUGUAAAGAUGAAGUAAACUCUAUAAAUAGAAGUUGCUUAACUUUGGUUUUUGA
This is a messenger RNA of Sorghum bicolor (sorghum), 2256 nucleotides long. RefSeq names its product L-type lectin-domain containing receptor kinase IV.1. The transcript has a single exon. Bases 130 to 2136 code for a protein of 668 amino acids. Gene Ontology annotation, molecular function: ATP binding; carbohydrate binding; protein kinase activity. NCBI's taxonomy places the organism in Eukaryota, Viridiplantae, Streptophyta, Magnoliopsida, Poales, Poaceae. Gene Ontology annotation, cellular component: plasma membrane. The record is from RefSeq and is a predicted model, not a curated record. Gene Ontology annotation, biological process: protein phosphorylation.